AUGGAUAUCGAAAAUGUUUACUUAAUUCCACAUUCAUCGAAACCUAUUAACGAACAUUUAAAUCCCAAUUUAUUAGCAGAUUUAUAUCCAACUUUAUUCUGUUAUGGGCAUGGAGCACCUGAAGAUCAAUCACGUCCAGUUCAGAUAAAAUUAAAAGAACACAUAUGUUAUCUAUUAUCUUAUAACGAUCGUCGUUUUAAAACAAACCACAGUUUUAUAUUUGUAGUCUUCAAUUUAUUGCAACGGUGUGAUGCCUGCUUUCAUGCUCAACUGAUAGCAACCAAGCCUUACUUUCAAUCAUCUGCUGAUGAAAUUCUAUCUUUGAGUAGUAAAUAUAUUGAAAUAGUCCUUAACAAUAAUUCCAAAAUAAUAUACAAUUCAGAAUCAAACAAUGCAUUAAACAAACUGCUGCAACGUAUUAAAACUGUUGGUGGCCGGGUUAUGGGUUCAGCAUAUUCACGAACAGCUUUACGUGCCCGAACUCAUGCACUUAUCUAUAGUCAAGGACUACCUAGCAUAUUUCUUACUUUAAAUCCAGCCGAUAUCCACAGUCCUGUGGCAUUAUACUUUGCAGGCGUUAAACUUGAUCUAGACAAUAUCCAAAACGAAUAA
Molecule: messenger RNA, 612 nt
Organism: Rotaria sp. Silwood1
Lineage: Eukaryota; Metazoa; Rotifera; Eurotatoria; Philodinida; Philodinidae
Source: the annotation of a GenBank genome assembly